This is a messenger RNA of Aspergillus steynii IBT 23096, 1221 nucleotides long. Its product is annotated as putative MFS transporter. The record is from RefSeq and is a predicted model, not a curated record. Gene Ontology annotation, biological process: transmembrane transport. Gene Ontology annotation, cellular component: membrane. The annotation marks the transcript as partial. The transcript has 3 exons. Lineage: Eukaryota; Fungi; Ascomycota; Eurotiomycetes; Eurotiales; Aspergillaceae. Gene Ontology annotation, molecular function: transmembrane transporter activity.
GUCCCGAGUAACAUGCUCCUGAAGAACUUCAAACGCCCGUCAGUCUACCUCGGCAUUCUGAUCGUCUCCUGGGGCAUCAUGAUGACAUUGACGGGGGUGGUCAAGAACUUCGCCGGCUUGAUGGUGACGCGUGUCCUGCUGGGUGUUUUCGAGGCCGGCUUCUUCCCCGGUGCCGUUUACCUCUGCACAUUUUGGUAUAUGCCGAAAGAUCUCUCCACGCGUCUCGCGUGCUUCUACUGUGCUAGUGCGCUCUCUGGCGCAUUCUCUGGGCUCCUAGCUGCCGGGAUUGCCAAGAUGAAUGGCGUCGGCGGGUACGAAGGGUGGCGAUGGAUUUUCAUCCUCGAGGGUCUAGCGACUGUCGUGUUGGGCAUUUCGUCCUUCUUUCUCCUUAUCGACUCCCCGAGGUUGUCUGGGAAGUGGCUCGAUCCCGAGGAGAUCCGGUUCCUAGAGCUACAGGCCUUCAUCAAGGAAGGCGGACGAUUCAGGGAUGAAACCCAGCCGGCGCAGAAGCGCGUCAAAUGGAAGGAUAUGAAAGCCGUGUUCCUGAACUGGCGGAUGUAUAUCCUCGCAUAUAUCAUGCUGUGCCAGUCGGCUUGCACAUACGGAAACAAAUUCACCCUCCCCACAAUCACCAAAUCCAUGGGCUUCAGCAACACGGAAGCCCAACUCCUCACCGUCCCUCCGUAUGUCGCAGGAGCUAUCUCCGCGAUCGGGUUCUCGCGCCUCUCGGACAAAUUCUACUGGCGGAUGCCCUUCGUCGUGAUCCCGCUCUCCCUGCUCAUCAUCGGCUACAGCAUCCUCAUGUCCCUCGACGGCCAGCUCGGCGAACACCUCGGUCUAUCCUUCUUCUCCGUCAUCAUCGCGCUCAUGGGCCUGUACCCGAUCCACCCCGCCACAUCGAGCUGGACGUCCAAUAACCUGACGCCGUCUAAUCGGCGGGCCAUUGGACUCGCGCUGAAUAUCUGUAUCGGCAACACGGGGGGCAUUAUUGGGAGCUAUAUGUUCAUGGACUCCGAGGCCCCGAAGUAUUAUACUGGUUUCGGGUUGUCGUUGGCGCUGGGCGGGUCAGCGUUGUUGUUGGCGUUGUUGUUGGAGGCGUCGCUGUGGUGGGAGAAUAAGAAGAAGAGCAAGAUCUCGGAGGAGGAGGUUAGGGCGAAGUAUACGGAGGAGCAGCUGUUGGAUAUGGGUGAUAAGUCGCCGUUGUUUAGGUAUACACUGUAG